CCUGGGCCAAUGCGGAGGCGCGAGUAAGCGCCGAACCCCGCGAGCAGGUCAGAGCUCGCCGCCAAUCUGCGGCCAUCACGGCGCAUCACAUCCACGGCUUGCCCGCAGCUCCAUGCCACUAGCCGCCAAUGAACGUGCAUCCUGGCAGCGGCAGGAGUUGCUGCACUGGCCGUCACAAUCACCGUCACACCUCCCUCAGAGACAACCCGCUUUCGCUGCUUCUGAGAGGCCCUCGAAGCGCCCGGGCUACUGCUCCUCACUGAGCUCGUUGGAUCUUCCUCACCCCAUCCAAGAGGCAGGCAUGUCUGCCAAUCCGGGACGGAGCGGUGCCUCCCCUCCUCGGCCCUCUGCUUUAUCAAUCCACCAUGGCACCGAUCCUGCCGUUUAACCGACGAUCUAUCUGGGUUGGGACCGGUUCACCUUCACAUUUCUACCCUCGCUUUCCCCAUCGUGUCAUUCCCGGUUGUGCUCCCUCUCUGCCUCUUGCUGCACGGUGCUCUCGGCGC
Messenger RNA from Aspergillus vadensis CBS 113365, 506 nucleotides. RefSeq lists its product as uncharacterized. Bases 113 to 388 code for a protein of 91 amino acids. NCBI's taxonomy places the organism in Eukaryota, Fungi, Ascomycota, Eurotiomycetes, Eurotiales, Aspergillaceae. The transcript has a single exon. The record is from RefSeq and is a predicted model, not a curated record.